Myotis myotis is the source of this 1492-nucleotide messenger RNA. Its product is annotated as ribosome biogenesis protein WDR12-like. Bases 16 to 1284 code for a protein of 422 amino acids. Gene Ontology annotation, cellular component: preribosome, large subunit precursor; PeBoW complex. Gene Ontology annotation, biological process: maturation of 5.8S rRNA from tricistronic rRNA transcript (SSU-rRNA, 5.8S rRNA, LSU-rRNA); ribosome biogenesis; maturation of LSU-rRNA from tricistronic rRNA transcript (SSU-rRNA, 5.8S rRNA, LSU-rRNA). NCBI's taxonomy places the organism in Eukaryota, Metazoa, Chordata, Mammalia, Chiroptera, Vespertilionidae. The record is from RefSeq and is a predicted model, not a curated record. The transcript has a single exon. Gene Ontology annotation, molecular function: protein binding.
CUGUGCAUCCCCGCGAUGGCCCAGCUCCAGACCCGCUUCUUCACUGACAAGAAAUAUGCAGUAGAUGAUGUUCCCUUCUCAAUCCCUGCAGCUUCUGAAGUUGCUGACCUUAGUAACAUCAUUAAUAAAUUGCUGCAGGCUAAAAAUGAGGUCCACAAACAUGUGGAGUUUGAUUUCCUUAUCAAGGGCCAGUUUCUACGAAUGCCCUUGGUCAAACAUAUGGAACUGGAAAACAUCUCAUCGGAAGAGGUUGUGGAGCUAGAAUACGUGGAGAAGUACACUGCACCUCAGCCAGAACAAUGCUUGUUCCAUGACGACUGGAUCAGCUCAAUCCAAGGGGCAGAGGAAUGGAUCUUGACUGGUUCUUACGAUAAGACUUCUCGGAUCUGGUCCUUGGGAGGAAAGUCGAUAAUGACAAUUGUGGGACAUACAGACGUUGUAAAAGAUGUGGCCUGGGUGAAAAAAGACAACCUGUCUUGCCUACUGCUGAGUGCCUCUAUGGACCAGACGGUCCUCCUGUGGGAGUGGAACGUGGAGAGAAACAAGGUGAAAGCCCUGCACUGCUGCAGAGGCCACGCUGGGAGUGUGGACUCCAUAGCUGUCGAUGGCUCGGGGACUAAAUUUUGCAGUGGCUCCUGGGAUAAGAUGCUAAAGAUCUGGUCUACAGUCCCUACAGAUGAAGAAGAUGAAAUGGAGGAAUCCACAAAUCGACCAAGAAAGAAACAGAAAACAGAGCAAUUGGGACUAACAAGGACGCCCAUCGUGACUCUGUCUGGUCAUAAAGAAGCAAUUUCCUCGGUUCUGUGGUCAGAUGCUGAAGAAAUCUGCAGUGCAUCCUGGGACCACACAAUUAGAGUAUGGGAUGUUGAGUCUGGCAGUCUUAAGUCAACCUUGACAGGAAAUAAAGUAUUUAAUUGUAUCUCCUACUCUCCACUUUGUAAACGUUUAGCAUCUGGAAGUACAGAUAGGCAUAUCAGACUGUGGGAUCCCCGGACUAAAGAUGGUUCUUUGGUGUCGCUGUCCCUAACCUCACAUACCGGCUGGGUGACAGCGGUAAAGUGGUCUCCUACCCAUGAGCAGCAGCUGAUUUCAGGUUCUUUAGAUAACAUUGUCAAGCUGUGGGAUACAAGGAGUUGUAAGGCUCCUCUCUAUGACUUGGCUGCUCAUGAAGACAAAGUUCUGAGUGUGGACUGGACAGACACAGGGUUACUUCUGAGUGGAGGAGCAGACAAUAAGUUGUAUUCCUACAGAUAUUCACCUACCACUUCCCAUGUGGGGGCAUGAAAGUGAAUGAUAAACUUGACUACAGAGAUUCUGUAAAUGUAAUUAUAGAGAAUCCUCAGAGUACAUCAGUGCAGAUCACCCUUUAUAAUAGUUCUUACUGUCUUUUUAUUUUGUAUUUAUUGUAUAACAGUGUGCAUUUAUAAAAUAUAAAAUGUGGCUUGCAUUCUCUACCUAUGUAAACUCUUGAAAUAAAACUGAGUUUAUUAUU